UUUGAAGCCCUCCGACAUCUUUCAUUCCUCUCGCUGUCAAACAAGGCUUUAGAACCCUACACAGCGGUUGCUCUAAUUAUCAGCGGGAAGGGUUACUGCAUAUAAUUUGGUUUGUACUAGAGGAGGACCAAUCAAGUCAGUCGGCAGACAACAUAUAAGGUAGACGUUCGUUAUUGUACCGCCUGUGCGGAAACUAACAGCGUUCAUGAAUCAUGACGAAGACGAACACCAUGAGAAGCCACGACCUCCAUGGUUACAGCCACCGCCACCUACUCGUACAGUCUUCAAUCCUGCUUUUCCUCGGAACUUUUUCCGCCGCACAAGCUGCAUCCGACAUCCUCAGCAAGGGCAGUAACCUUACCUAUGGCGAGACCCUGGUCUCCGCUAACGGGUCGUUCACAUUAGGGUUCUUCUCUCGCGGAGUGCCGGCAAGGAGGUACCUGGGAAUCUGGUUCACGGUGUCCAACUCCAGCGGCGACGCUGUAUGCUGGGUAGCGAACCGUGACCACCCUCUCGGCGACUCUUCCGGCGUGCUGGCGAUCAGCGAUACGGGAAGCCUUGUCCUGCUCGACGGCUCUGGCCGGGCGGCGUGGUCUUCGAACACGACCGCCGGCGCCGGCGCCGCUUCCCCAACGGUGAAGCUACUCGAGUCCGGCAACCUCGUCCUGCUGGACGGGAACGACGGAGGAGUCGACGACUACGGCGUCGUGAAGCUGUGGCAGUCGUUCGACCACCCGACGAACACCUUGCUCCCUGGCGCCAAGAUCGGCAUCAACCUGUGGAGCGGCGGCGGGUGGUCACUCACGUCGUGGCGUGAUGCCGACGACCCCUCGCCGGGGGAAUUCCGGUACACGAUGGUCAGGCGAGGGUUGCUGCCCGAGAUCGUGACGCUGGACUCGAGCGACGCCAUCAAGUACCGCACGGGAGUGUGGAACGGGCGGUGGUUCAGCGGCAUCCCGGAGAUGAACUCGUUCUCGAACAUGUUCGUCUUCCAGGUGACGGUAAGCCCGAGCGAGGUCAGCUACAGCUACGCCGCCAAGGCCGGCGCGCCGCCAUCCCUGUCCCGCGUCCUCCUCAACUACACGGCUGACGCCGUGCGCGUCGUGUGGUGGCUGGACAAGCGAGGGUGGGACAACUUCUUCACGGGGCCGCGAGAUGACUGCGACCACUACAACAGGUGCGGGCAUUCUGGCGUGUGCAAUCAUACUGCAGCGUCGACGACGUGGCCGUGCAGCUGUGUCCAGGGCUUCGUCCCCGUCUCGUCGUCGGACUGGGACGGGAGAGACUCAUCUGGCGGGUGCCGGCGGAACGUGUCGCUGGACUGCGGCGACAAUGGCACCACGGACGGGUUUGUCCGUUUGCCGGGAGUGAAGCUGCCCGACACGCUCAACUCGUCGCUGGACACGAGCAUCACGCUGGACGAGUGCAGGGCGAGGUGCCUUGCCAACUGCUCCUGCGUGGCGUAUGCCGCGGCAGAUGUGCAAGGCGGAGGCGAUGAUGUUGGCACUGGAUGCAUCAUGUGGCCUGAAAACCUCACUGACCUACGCUACGUGGCUGGAGGACAGACCCUGUACCUACGGCAGGCUACUCCCCCAUCUGGGACUGGAAGGUUAAAGAAAGAAACGCGGGUUCUCGUAGCAGCUGGAUCAACAUUGGGUUUCAUUGGCCUUAUCAUGCUGGCCAUCUUCGCUGUGCAGGCGGUUCGGAUAAGGCGUCGGAACUUGUUAAUUCAAAUGACGGAGGCAGUUGAAACAGCCCAAGAUCCCUCUGUUUCUUCCAUUGCUCUGGCUACUGUCAAGAGUGCAACAAGGAAUUUCUCCACAAGGAAUGUGAUAGGCGAAGGCACUUUCGGCAUCGUAUAUGAGGGCAAGUUGCCCAGAGGGCAUCCGCUCCUACACGGGCUAGCCGGGAGAACCAUUGCCGUGAAGAGGCUGAAACCGAUCGGCGAUCUUCCGGACAUAAUCGUCAGGUAUUUCACGAGAGAGAUGCAGCUCAUGUCCGGGCUCAAGCAGCACCGGAAUGUGCUCCGCCUCCUUGCCUACUGCGACGAAGCCAGCGAACGGAUCCUGGUGUACGAGUACAUGCACAGGAGGAGCUUGGACGCCUACAUAUUCGGAACACCUAGAGAACGCGCGCUGCUGAACUGGUGCCGGAGGCUGCAGAUCAUUCAGGGGAUCGCCGACGGCGUGAAGCACCUCCACGAGGGAGAAGGGUCGGCCGGCAACGUGAUCCACCGGGAUCUGAAGCCGGCCAAUGUGCUGCUGGACGGCGGAUGGCAGGCCAAGGUGGCCGACUUCGGGACAGCAAAAUUGCUCGUCGCUGGAGCUACCGGAACUCGGACAAGGAUAGGCACACCUGGAUACAUGGCUCCAGAGUACGUUCAGAGCGACGGUGGCGAGACGACGCUCAAGUGCGACGUGUAUAGCUUCGGAGUCACUUUAAUGGAGACACUGAGCGGACGAAAGAACUGUGACACGCCAAGCCUCGUCUCAGAAGUAAAGACCAUACUGAACUGCCUCGGCCGUUCGAGAUGCUAGGCAGCCCCUGCUCGGAGCUUGCCGAGCCCAUGGUGCCGACGGUCGUCGGCAAUGCAGCCUUGGCUACGCUCCUGGAGGCCGAUCUCUCCAGACCGACGGUGUACGAGACAAUCGAUUUUAGAUAAGAGAUGACGCGCUCGCACUGCGUUGCUGCUAAGCUUAUAACACUUGUUUUAUACUUCGUACUGUUGUUUUACACUGAUUAUAAUUGUUAUUAAUAACAUUUUUGGUUUGUUUGGUCGAAAA
Zea mays is the source of this 2783-nucleotide messenger RNA. Its product is annotated as S-locus-specific glycoprotein BS29-2. Gene Ontology annotation, biological process: recognition of pollen; protein phosphorylation. Lineage: Eukaryota; Viridiplantae; Streptophyta; Magnoliopsida; Poales; Poaceae. Bases 213 to 2537 code for a protein of 774 amino acids. Gene Ontology annotation, molecular function: ATP binding; protein serine/threonine kinase activity. The transcript has 6 exons. The record is from RefSeq and is a predicted model, not a curated record.